AUGUCAUUCCCCUUGCCCCCGGCUAGGGCCUUCGCAAAGUGGGCCCCAGGCGACCCCAAGGGAGGCCCUUGUCCAGUUGAUGAUGAAGAGGGCUUUGAGCUGAUUCUGUGUCCAGUCCUCUCUUCGGGCCUCAUAGACCUUGGGGCCUUUAAGGCUCUUCUUACUGCUGAUACAAUUCUCAUAAGCAUCCCUCUUGCAAACGGCGAGGUUGGAGUGGUGCAGCCGAUACGAGAGGUGGUGUCAGUGGCCCGCCGGAUUUGCCCAGAUGCUCUCGUCCAUGCAGAUGCGUCGCAGGCCAUGGGCAAGGUGGCUGUACAGCCCGUUUCCCUAGGUGUGGACCUCUUAACAGUUGCGGGCCACAAAGUCUACGCACCGAAGGGAGUUGGGGCUCUGUACAUUCGGGAAGGCAUCAAUCUGCCCCCCUUGAUUCUUGGUGGCGGUCAAGAAAGCGGCCUUAGGGGGGGGACAGAGAACGUUGCCUACAUUGUGGGCCUCGCCAGGGCCCUUGAGUUGGUGCAGAAGAGCUGGGCGGCACCUGAGUGGCCCUGCACACAGCAGCAAAUAGCUGCCGCUGCCGCAGCAGCCUCCAGCAACGAGCUGGACAGUUCAGAAGCAAACCAAACCAAGGAGACAGGGGCCCUCGCGGCCCAUCCUCCCCACCCGAGCAAGCUUGCCUUCACCGCCAAAGUAUUCGUGGAGGCUUUUUGGGCGACUUUGGAGCAGGACACAAAAAGCAGCAGGCAGCUACUUGCUGCUGCUGUGCGUUUCAAUGGCCCUCUUGGGGCAGCCGACGCACAAGUGCAGCAGCAGUGGCUGCCGGGGACUAUUCACAUAUCGAUUUGGGGCGCGAGUGGCUUUGAAAUAGCAAAUGCGCUUUCUGAAGAAGAACGGCUGUUUGUCUCGGCUGGGGUGAGCUGCCACGAGUGCAAGACGGCGUCAGGGACUUUGUUGGCUAUGGGCCAUCUCGAUGAGUGGGCAGUGGGCUCUCUGCGCAUAAGUGUGGGUGAGUAA
Messenger RNA from Eimeria tenella, 1011 nucleotides. RefSeq names its product cysteine desulfurase, putative. Gene Ontology annotation, biological process: iron-sulfur cluster assembly. Gene Ontology annotation, molecular function: cysteine desulfurase activity. Bases 1 to 1011 code for a protein of 336 amino acids. NCBI's taxonomy places the organism in Eukaryota, Apicomplexa, Conoidasida, Eucoccidiorida, Eimeriidae. Gene Ontology annotation, cellular component: cytosol; mitochondrion. The transcript is spliced from 8 exons. The record is from RefSeq and is a predicted model, not a curated record.